CGAACACUCGAACCAAGAAUCAAGAUAUCAAUACCUAUACUAGAUUAUUAAUCACACCAAACAAGCGCAGUCGUAUAAGCCAUCACCAACCCAUCGACCCUCAGUAAGCCUAUGGAAACAACCCACAACCUCGCACCCCUCAUAAUCCGUGCGAUUUUCCCCGAGAAAUCUCACACGAAAGUCAAAGCCAAAACCAUGAGCCACACGCAAGACAAAGCCCACUCGUCCGCCGUCCUCGGCGCCAUCCUCGACGGCGAGAAGGCGCAACAACAGUCGCAGACGUCAUCCGACUCCGCCUCCAUAUUCUCGACGAGUUCCUUCGGCAGCGCUAAGGCGCUUCUUAAGAAGUCCAGCAAGAAGUCUAGCAAGCCAAGCAAGAAGGACAGUGACUCUGGUUCGGGAUCGACUACCGAAGCAGAGUUAUUGCGGACCGCGCAGAAGAGUCAAGUAAGAAUGGGCUUCUGACUAUCUUACCAGUAACCGCGUGUGUAGCGAGUUCUCUUGCCGCGUCUUGAGAAUAGCUGCUCGUGGUUGGAUAGUGUACACCUACCUAAGGUGUAAGGGCGACCGGUACAAGAAUACCGGCCUAACGAACAAAACAAUAGGAGCUUGCUCGGCGGUUAUUUCGUCUAUUUAGUCAGGAGGAGACUUGUAUGUCUCUUCCUGCACCAACAUCGCGGUCAUGGCUGCGAUAAGCGCUGGGAAAGCGCACUUGACAUCGGGUUGGACGAUG
Annulohypoxylon maeteangense is the source of this 733-nucleotide messenger RNA. RefSeq lists its product as uncharacterized. The record is from RefSeq and is a predicted model, not a curated record. The coding region runs from base 112 to 465 and encodes 117 amino acids. The transcript has a single exon. NCBI's taxonomy places the organism in Eukaryota, Fungi, Ascomycota, Sordariomycetes, Xylariales, Hypoxylaceae.